This is a messenger RNA of Punica granatum (pomegranate), 1287 nucleotides long. Lineage: Eukaryota; Viridiplantae; Streptophyta; Magnoliopsida; Myrtales; Lythraceae. The record is from RefSeq and is a predicted model, not a curated record.
UCGCUGGCAAAUUCAUCUGCUCCCCGUCCAUACCGAAACAACGGCGUUUGUUUCUCGCGCAGCGGAAUGGGCUGCUGCGGCGACGAAGACGACGAAGAGCCCCAGACCUUCCCGCAGAGCUCAGCCUCCCCCUCGUCGGACAUGGCGCCACCGUCCUCCUUCGCCGACCUCGCGAUCUCCCCCAUGAACUCCCACUUCACGGCUCUGAACUGCCGCGACACCCUCCGCCUCAUCUUCGAGAGGCUUCCGAUCCCCGACCUCGCCCGGGCGAGCUGCGUGUGCCGCGUGUGGAACUCCGUUGCCUCCGACGGAGACAUGCUGACCCGCGCCUUCCGCGCACCCUGGAGGAUGAAGGCGGUGGUCGGCGCCCCGAGUUCCGGUAGCUUCUGGAGGGACAAUAGCAUCGGGAAGUUCGCGAUCUCUCAUCGGAUCGUGCGGGGGGACACCGUCGCCAGUCUCGCUGUGAAGUACUCCGUCCAGGUCAUGGAUAUAAAGCGGUUAAACAACAUGAUGAGUGAUCAUGGGAUAUACUCAAGGGAGAGGCUUUUGAUCCCGAUCAGCGACCCUGACAUUCUUGUCAACCAGACAUGCUACAUCGAGCUGGACCAGCAUGCGAAAAGGGAAGUUGCUGUGCUUUACCUGGAAGGUCAACCCAGUAUAAAAAGCGCUUUGGUGCUGAAGAGGACAACAUCUGAACAAGGCAGGAGGAGAAUCCUUGACUCAUUGAAGAGGAGCAUGCGUGUCAAUGAUGGAACCGCUCAGUACUAUCUUUCCGUCUCUGAGGGCGAUCCUCGAGCUGCUCUCUCUGAAUUCUCUGAAGACCUUCGAUGGGAGAGGCAGGCAGGGUUGGUCUAACCUACAUCUGCUCCCUCUGAAUUGUGUAGGCCAAUUUCUCCGUUGUGUCUGCCUACGUCGGUCUUUUAACGGAGAAUGGCAACUACCGUGGGACAUACGGGUCCUUGGAAACUUGGGGAUACGACAUUAGGCAAACAGCAAUUGAAAUUCCUCAUUCAAUUGCUGUCUUUUAGAUUGGCUGCUACUGUACUUAAGCCUCUAAGAUGAAAAAGUUUCAAUCGUGGUUCAUCAUUUAGUAAUUUAUUCCCUCGCCGUCGGAGGAUGUUAUUGAAGAAUGAACAUAGAAGAGAUCUGCUGCUGUUGUAAAUUAGCUGAUCGAUAUAUAUAUUGAUUGUCAUGUAUAGCCGUGUAGUUGUACUCAAAUUUGUCCAGAGAAAGUGUAUUAAUCAACUGAAUAUAUUCGAUUCUACUGUGAGUUUGAUUUUCGGAGUA